This is a messenger RNA of Diabrotica balteata, 1392 nucleotides long. Lineage: Eukaryota; Metazoa; Arthropoda; Insecta; Coleoptera; Chrysomelidae. The record is from the annotation of a GenBank genome assembly.
AGUCGAUCCUGUCUUAUAGCGCGUGUAUUUGGCGGUCAAGUGCGCGAUUUGUUUAAAAAUGCCCGUAACUGAAAGCAUCGGCAGACGUCAGGAUAUCCCUAUUUUGUAUACAAGAGGAACUCAUUAUGAAGUAGGAUUUAAUACUGGAAGAACGUUUUCCGGCCUAAUCCACAGCUUCGUAACUGGGAACACAGCAUUAGAAGAGGAUCUAUUACCCGCUUACAACACACCUGAAGGCAAAAAGGCAUAUGACGACACUCUUGCUUCAGUAAAAAAGAAUUUUCCUCAGUAUGUCAGGGAGUUGGAAGGAAUUGCUGAAGGGGCAAAUGUGCCAUUCUUUAAGUUGUUCCUGUUCCACAUGGAUGACAUAAUGGCUUUAGCUAUUAAUGAAGAACCAAAAGUACAACAGCCUGUUGGUUGCAGCUCGAUUUGUGUUAAUCAAAAAGGUCAGGAAAUACUAGGACAUACCGAGGAUGCGCUAAGCGACACUCUAAACCAUAUUUAUUUCGUAUCGGCUCACAUAAUUCCUGAGAAACUUGAAGGAAAGUGGCAAUUUAAAGAAGAGAAAUUUACUUCUUUAUGCUAUGCCGGACAUUUGCCUGGUUACACAAUGAGUUAUAAUCAUCACGGUUUGAUAUUUACGAUAAAUACUUUAAGCGUUAAACAUACCAGACCUGGAAAGACACCAAGGAUGUUCAUUACAAGAGCUCUCCUAGGCGCUGAGAACUUUGUGCAAGCCCAAGAUAUUUUACGAGAUCGAGGAUGUGGUGCAGGAAAUGGCUGUUCCAUUAACAUGACGUUUUUAAAACAAGAGGGCGAUAGAAUGUUUCAUAAUGCGGAGAUGGCUCCAUCAGACAAAGAUGAAUCUCAAUUAAAUAUUUUUACUGCUAGUCCGGGAGAAUGUAUUAUGCAUACCAAUAAGUAUCUACGAUUAAACGUUAAGGAAACUAACGAAAAUAUGACAAAGAGUAGCAUAAACCGUAUGGCUACGUUAACCAAAUAUCCUGCACCAAAGAAAAAAGAAGAUGUGACCACGAUGUUGGGAGACAAUAAACAUUCAGAAUUUCCUGUAUUUGUUGAUUAUCCUGGUAGCUAUGUGAAAACUGUAGCCGUUGGUAUUUUUGACUGCAACGCCAAAACUUGGAGCAUCUAUUCAGAUAACCCAUCGAAAAAUGAACCAAUUGUGGUACUUCCUUUAGUACUUAAAGAAAAUAAAUAGAUUUAAUUUAAUAUAUCAUUGUUCCCAUAUGACAUAAAUAAUAUAAUAUAUAAUAAAUAUAAUACCUAAAUGUUGGUUGUUUUUCUGUUAAUUUUAUUUGUACUAUCUUAAAUAUGUAUUUUUCUUAUAUUAUUACCAACAAACUUCAAUAAAAAAUAAAGAGAUUAAAUUGG